AGAUGAAGCCCCCAGUGAAAGGCAGAUAGAUAGUAGUAAACUUUUAAAAGUUUGAGCAAGAAGGGCUGUUUAUCAACACUUUGCUAGAAAAAUAUCACGUCAGUUUUGACCGGACGCCUUAUCCCCCAAAACAACGUGAUGGUGUAAAUGUCCAGCCGAGAGAAGACGUUUAAUAUCCGCAACCCGCGACCUACUUCACUUCCAGCAAGCAUUUUCUGGAGACUCUGCAUGCUGGUGCUCGGAGCUGACUCUCUGCAGACUGCUUCAUAGAGAGGAAAAUCCUUGUGAAAAGGCCUGUUUGCCCACCUUACUCAUACUGGAAACUACAGGAUGGCUCGAAGAUUCCCCAUUCCCUUGUUUCUUCUGGCGAUAUGCUGCUUGGCAUCUGCAGGGCCGGUAGUUCGCAGCCCGUGUGAGCUGCUGCCGGUUGGGACAGGACACCCGGUACAGGCCACACUGAAGAGCUUCACCGCCCUGUCAGGCUGUGCAAGCAGAGGCACCGCCAGCCUCCCUCAGGAGGUCCACAUCAUCAACCUGAGAGGACAUGUUCCAGAGGGACCAGACAGCAGCCCUGCUGAAGUUGAGCUGCAUCUGAAGCCCAUCCAGUCUCUGCAGCGCCACCAAAAGCCACUGGUCUUCGUGCUCAACUCCCCCCAACCGCUGAUAUGGAAGAUCAAGAUGGAGAACCUGGCCCUGGGCAUUAAACGUACCUUUCAUGUAUCUGAGGGCUCAGAGGUCCACUUCCAGCCUGGAAACUUCUCCCUUUCCUGCCAUAUCCAGAAGGAGGCGUUUUCCCAUGGCAAUGAGCAUCUCCUGAACUGGGCCCAGAAGAAGUACAGAGCCGUCACCUCUUUCUCUGAGCUCAGGAUGACUCAAGACAUCUACAUCAAAGUCGGAGAAGAUCCACUGUUUUCUGACACUUGCAAGAUUGAUACCAAGUUCCUGUCUCUGAACUACCUGGGCGGCUACGUGGAGCCCCAGACAUCAAAGGGUUGUGUGCUGUCUGGACCCGACAAAGACCGAGAGGUCCACAUCAUUGAGCUGCAAGCCCCCAACUCCAGCAGUGCUUUCCAGGUGGAUGUCAUAGUGGAUCUACGGCCACUGGAGGACGAUGCCCCGCUGCAUCGUGACGUCGUCUUGGUGCUCAAGUGCGCCAAGUCCGUGAACUGGGUCAUCAAGGCCCACAGCGUGAAUGGAAACCUGGAUGUAGUGGCCUCUGACACCGUGAGUGUCAGUUUAAGUGCCCAAAAACUGAUGCAGGUCUCAAAAUCCCCGAAGGAGAAUUUGCCAUUGGGGUCACAACCCUUGAUCAAGUGGGCAGGGGAGCAUGGCUACGGCCCUGUCACGUCUUACACCAGCACUCCUGUGGCUAACCACUUCAUUAUCCGACUUAGAGAGCCAGACGUAGCGGAUCCCCUGGAGAGCCUGUUUCCUCCAGAGCUCUCCAUCCUGCGUGACUCCACUCCUCAUCCGAAGUCAGGAGUUGCUUUCCGGCGCUCCAGUCUGCCCUUCCACUUCCCUCCGCCUCAGUCCGACGACUUGCCCUACUUGCCGCUGCCUCCCUCCAUCAAUGAGUGGCCUUGGGAGAACGGAGAGCCUGAGGACCAUCAGGAAGUUCUGAACGUCGGCCUCAGGGUGCAGUGUGAGGCCACGAGGAUGGUGGUCAGCAUCGAAAAAGAAAGCCUGCAAGCGAACGGGUUUGCUCAUGCCAACCUCACGCUCCAAGAUCCAGCAUGCAAAGCAAAAGUGAAUGCCACCCACUACACCCUGGAAACUCCUCUGACUGGCUGCCUGACCACCAUAUAUCCCAUGCAGGGCAGCCCGAUGGCCCUCCACAUCAACUCUGUUCUGAUAAGUCAUGCUGAGAACAAGGAUGGGAGUGGUGGGCCGCUGGAUUAUGAGGAUCUAGAAGCAGGAGACAUGCUGUUCCCAAGAGACCCGGUGGAGUUGGACAGAAGGUUUACGGAACCCACAGAGCACCAGUCCGUCAUCGGGUUCAACUGCACGUACCGAAAGAACCAGGAAAGCUCGGAAACAGUUCCCAGGAUUGUACCUGGACCGGGGAGGCACCCAGUGAGCAACUUGACAUUCAACAUGGAGUUGUACAACAAACUGCCAAUCCACAACCCCUCACGUCAGGCCUUCUACACCGUUUCACAAAAGCAGAAAGUGUUUGUGGAGGUCACAUCGGCUGCAUCAGAUCCAGAGCUGGGGUUCACCAUCGUCUCCUGUGCCAUCUCUCCCAACUCCAACCCCACUGUGUCCACAGACUACACCCUCAUUGAGACAGUCUGCCCCACAGAUGAGUCCGUCACCUACUAUCCUCAGAGGGACUUCCCUGUCCCCCAUUCACAGGCGGAGAAGCAGAGUUUCAGCUUCACCUUCAACUCAAAGUUCAACAAGUCCCUGCUCUUCCUGCACUGCGAAAUGUCUCUGUGCUCCAAGAGUUCUCAGAGCCACCACGGAAUGCCCCCGUGUUUACAACCGACCGAGACCUGCGAUUCUCUUUCUCUGGAAAACAUCAUGGCGAUUAUGAUCAACAGCAAGACGUCCACAAAGCCGCUGGUCGUGGUGGAUGGAUCUGGUCCGUCACAAGAACCAGUUCCUUCUGAAAAAGCACCGUAUCCUUCUGAUGACAACGCACUGUACUUGCUGGACACUCCCACAGUGGUGGGGAUCGCUUUCGCAGCCUUCGUGAUCGGGGCUCUGUUGACCGGAGCCUUGUGGUUUAUCUACUCACACACAGGUGAGACAGUUGGCACACAGCAGGUCCAGAAGUCCCAGCCGGUCUCAGAGAACAGCAGCGCGGGCCACAGUGUCGGCAGCACUCAGAGCACACCCUGCUCCAGCAGCAGCACGGCGUAGCCCCGGACCCAGAGCCCUGCCGAGGGCCCGGCGGUUCACAGCGACUGGUUUGUUCUACUCCUUCCAUGAAAGGAAUUAUUUUAGGGGGAAGUUAAAGGUCACACAAAAACACCUUUGGUCCUGUAAAUUCCUUUUGUGCCAGACUCAUAAACUGUCCCAGUGUUACUGCUGUGUAAAAGCAGCCUCAACUCAUAUUUAGUUCAAGAAAAUACGUUUAUGCAAGGCAUUUCUUUCCAAUCCUAAUGCUGUUUUUUUCUGACCAAAAGCCUUUUGUUUUGGCCUUAAAUGGUGAGCUGUAGGUUGUCUGUAAUGAGCAGGUGUAGUGCAACAGCAAGGAAAGCAAUCAGGCUGCAGGGCUGUCAGUAUUAGUACGUGAGAUGUUAAUGGCUGGACUGUUACACUUCACAACACGCAACCCUCAAGGUGGCGAAGCAACCACUAUUAACAUACGGACAAAAGUGCAGUAUGACUUAAGUCUUCAUCUUGACAGAAAUGGCUUUUAAAAGAUGCAAGAUAGAUAUUGAAUGUAUGCAGAAGAGUAUUCACCAAAAAAUGUGAAAGAACAAUGUGAAAGACAUGCUGAUAAAAUGCCACAUUUUGUAACAACUCUUCCCUUAUAAUGGAUUUAUACACACAGGUUGGCAAAGAUAUUUCACCAGUGCCUUUUUCUAUGUGGUAAUAGUACUGCAUUUCAGUAGAAAAUUAUGGGUUCCCCUUUUUGGUCAUUGUUCAUGGAAUAGUUUAACAUUUUGGGUUGCCAUCCAAAAGUAAGAACCUCUGUCUUCUAAAAGGUAUGUCACCAUAUCAUAUGUCAAAUACGUUUUGAUGACAAUUAAUUUGUUUCAAAUCUGCGGAGUGAGGGGAUCUGUGUGGGUGAAAAGGUCAAACACACUACUACUAAACCAAAAGUAAAACGUGCAUUUAGCUUACUUUUCAGUAAGCUUGUGUGACGUGCUUUAUUGAGGUCACGUGGGUAACUUUUCUAACUAAGUUAAAUUGAAAUACUAACUUAUCUCAUGAUCCUUUUCUUUAAAUAUCCUAGUAGUUUUUGUUUGCUACUUUAGUUUCAAUCCACAAUAAUUCCCGGUGUAUAGUUGCGACAGUAAUCAUGAUUGAAAAUGCAGUUUAGUUGUAUGGCAGCAUAAUCUUCCAGAGACAGGAUCAGAAGAUAUUUUCCCCUCUCAUGUCUGUGCUUUAAAUCCUGAUCUUGUUAAAGAAGGUGAAAAGCUAUUCAAUAAAAAGUUUCUAUUGUUACAUAAAAGAAAAUAAAGUUCUCCGAGCUAGUCUCCUCCUGGUUUCAGUUUUAGUGCUAAGCUAGGCUAACGGUGUGGCUCCAUCUCUUAAGGCACAGACAUCAAGGUGGUUUAAAUAUUUAUAUCUCACUGCCGUAAAAUAAAGAGGACAAGCAUAGCUCCCAAAAUGCUAGACUAUUCUAUAAGGACCUGUAUAUUGUAAAUAUUGUAAAUAGUCUAAAUGUUAAGCGGCGGAUUGUGUGCAAAUUCUGCUCUUGUACUUUCAGAUUAGAGCAGUUUAUCAGUGAGACGAGUUAACCCCAUUUAUCAUUUUAAAAGUGAUAAAAUAAGAAUCAUGAUGUUACAUAUUAGGACGUUGUCCAUUUCCCGUGGACCCUUUAAGGACUGUUUACACUCACAAACGCAGGACAGCCUCACAAUUGAGAAACUGUAUAAAGUUCAAUAUUUGGCAUCUCUUUUUGAUAAAUAAUUAGAAGAUAAAUCCAGUUAAUGUUUCUCAGAGCAGACAUUAUAAAGCCACACAGUGAGAGAUCCUUUUUUCUGUGUGUGUGUGCAUCUUGGCACUGACGCUUAUAUAAGCUGUAGCCGGAGCUCAUUGUUAUGGACAUAUAUUUUCUUUCCUUCUUUUUGUUUUAAACUGCCCCCCCACCUCAGAAUAAUAUGAAUGUUUGCUGUAGUGCCUUCCUCUGACCUGUAUGUGUUUCUCAGAGUGUGUGUGGGCCCUUUGAACUCCAGAAGGGAACUUUCCGCGUUAACCGUGACAAGAAAAACUGAAUGUAUAUUAUCUCAAAGCUUUUUAUCUUUGGUCUUAUGUACACAUGUGUAAAGCUUUCUACAGAGGGAACAGAGUCUAAAUAUAUAUUUGUGUAUAAAAUUAUAUUUUGGAAUAUAUUCACCAAGAGAAACUUAUUGUCUUAUAUGUGUGUUACUGUACUGUGAAAUGUGGAUGUGCUAAUACACACGUGUGUGAGGGGAUUUAUUCAUAAGACCUCAUGGCAUGUUUUCUGACACUUUAACUGAUGAAAAUUAAAUAUAGAGAUAGAAAAAUGGUUCAGUUUAAAAAGAAUCUAUUUUAUAUAUAGAGUAUAAACACACUUUGACAUCAUAUUUAUUUACAUUUGAAGCUAAUUCAUUCUUUAUUGUGUCAUAGAACAUGUGAUAAGUUUGAUAUGAGUGUGAUCAAACAGCAUUAUGUUAAUGGAACUCCUUAUGUUGGAACACUAUUACAGCUUGUCAUCAUCUAAUAACUGUUUUGUAUAAAUCAUUUGUAAACUCAAAAUAUAUUUUCAUAUGAAGUUAAGAAAUCACUGCUGUCUUUCAAAAUGAUAGCUGUAGCAAUGAUUCUAAGCUCCCAAGGUCUCGGUAAAUAAUGUUAUCCUUACUUAAUGCAUUGUCAUAGAGAAAAAAAAAACCUGUUUAGGUCCUUCUUUCCACAACUAUGAGGUGAAUCCCCUUAAAAUAAUGAAAGAAAUUAAAUCAACGAUGAGCAGCAAUAAACCAAAAUGAAAGUUUGAUGUGUAAUAAGUGUGUGUAUAUUAAGUAAGAAUGGAGGGUGCAAAGAAUCCAAGUAUCCGUUUCUGUUUCUGGAAACUCAAACUGUUUUCAAUAACACUUUAUUGAGUAGUUGAACCUCUUGGGACAUUAGAGCUUGUUUGUUUUAGCAGACAUGUUGCCAGGUGUGUGCGUGCCAAACCUCCAGUCCCUCAGUGAAUGCUCAGCAGUGAGGUGGUGGACUGUUACAUCAGCCUGUACCCCCCUGCACAGAGCAGAGAGGAAUCAGCGCUCACUGUGGGAUUACUGCUUUCUGACAUUCCUGUACUUCUCUUAUCUACUGUCCAUCUCCCAUGUGUAAUUAUACCCCCCGCCAUUGUGUCAGCGUUAUGUCCUGGAUCUAAUCUUCUCAAUUCAGAUCAUUCUGGGAUAUUCAAUCAAACUAAUCCUACAGUUCGUGAGAUUUUUUUCCCCAUGCCUGUUGCCUUAGUGCCUCGUCUCCUUAAAGUGAUGUUAAUCUUAAACAAAACUGCAUUCUGAAAUAUGCUUUGAGGGAAACUUAUUUCACAAAUAAUUCAACAAACACAGGACGACAUACCGAUGACAUCCACAUUGACUUAUUUCAACUUACAUACAGAUUUCAACUUGUAUAACAACUUAACUUAGGUAAAUAGCCUUUGUUACAGAACUCAUUCUGACCUAAAACCUUAUCUUUUACCAAACCUGACAAUAUUUUGUUGUGUCAGUUCAGUGUUUAAAACUGCCACUGUAAUCCGGGGGGAAAUAUGUGUCCUUGAAAAGUAAAGGAAAUACAGUUUAGUUGUAAUCAGGCAUCAUUUCUGGAGACAAGGUGGCAAUAUGACAUAUAGAGGGUGUAUGAGAUCCAAAAGGGAUUAUUUUGGAAGUAUAAGGUGCCUUUCCUAAAUGAUUUAUAAUGAAUGCUGAACUACAGCUCUCUGUGGAGCACACAUCAAUUACCUAGUUAUUGAUUGUAUUUUGUAACCAUUUGACUACCUCAUGUUUUUCUAUGAAUGUGUCAUUUCUACUUGUGUGAUGUGAUGUGCGUGAAUGUUUUCUGUGCCUAUGUUUGAACUCAAAAAUAGUUAAAUAGAUUAUACUGCAGUUGGAUGAUUCGGGGCCCCUUGGUGGUUGUACUGCAGUUUUAUUUUACAAACCAUGAAGAGUUUGAUCUUUCCCAUAAUGACAAGAUUCCCUUUUUUGGGGCAUUUGUAAAAAUGUGUAAAAGUUUAUGAUUUUCCUUUUUUUUGGACAACUUUUUAUAAGCUGUAAAUAAGCAUGACAUCUGUAUACCCAUUAUGUCCAAUAAAUCUUUAUAACAAUG
Messenger RNA from Eleginops maclovinus (Patagonian blennie), 6951 nucleotides. RefSeq names its product transforming growth factor, beta receptor III (gene tgfbr3). The coding region runs from base 331 to 2865 and encodes 844 amino acids. Gene Ontology annotation, cellular component: cell surface. Gene Ontology annotation, molecular function: type II transforming growth factor beta receptor binding; transforming growth factor beta binding; glycosaminoglycan binding. NCBI's taxonomy places the organism in Eukaryota, Metazoa, Chordata, Actinopteri, Perciformes, Eleginopidae. The transcript has 17 exons. Gene Ontology annotation, biological process: regulation of transforming growth factor beta receptor signaling pathway; epithelial to mesenchymal transition; transforming growth factor beta receptor signaling pathway. The record is from RefSeq and is a predicted model, not a curated record.